Molecule: messenger RNA, 1177 nt
Organism: Colossoma macropomum (tambaqui)
Lineage: Eukaryota; Metazoa; Chordata; Actinopteri; Characiformes; Serrasalmidae
Gene: kgd4
Product: mitochondrial ribosomal protein S36
Exons: 5
Coding region: 314-652 (112 amino acids)
Biological process (GO): 2-oxoglutarate metabolic process
Source: RefSeq, a predicted model, not a curated record
GUACAAUCAAGUCAAAAAUCUACAGUAAUGAAGGACUCCUGCCUGCGUCGGGGCUGUUUGUAUGUUUUCUGCGGAAUAUCAUGAGGGAUUGACAUUUUAACUAGAUACCUGUAUUUUUGCGCCCUCUAGCGUCUGACAAACCUGGAAGACAGUACAGAGUGGCAACUCUCCUCACUACAAACUCUCUACAAACUCUGUGGUUUGUCCAGUAGGUAAAUGUAGAAAAUGGAAACAGCUCCACCUUCAGGCGGAGAGUGGAACUGAGCCGCCAGCAGGUCUGUUUAACCCGGACGCGGUCUGUCAGGAGGUCAGCAUGGGAAGCAGAGUCAGUAGUGGCAAAAUGGCUGCUGCCAGUCGGGUCGUGCAGGUUGUGCGUCCCCAUGCACCAUUAAUCAAAUUUCCAAAUCGGCAGGGCUUACCCAGGCCAAACGUACAAGAAGCACUAAAAUUGCUUGGUGUCAGCAUCCCGCAGUCCUCCCCACCUGCACCAGCACAGUCAGCCACACCUGCACCUAGACCUACAGGAGCCGUCAGUCGCCUGCCAGGCACGCCGGACAGCAUUGCUGUAGUUAAAGAGCUCCCACAGAGAUACCGCAGACGGGAAAUCGCAUUGGAGGAAAUGGACUACAUUCAGCGUGGCGGACCAGAGUGAUGAUGGUUCACGACACCUUACCAAAGCCAAUACCUGUGGAAAUGGUUUUUGUUGUUGCCUAACAUCUUUCCUCAGCAAGAGGAUUUGCCAGAGUUCACUUUACAGGAAUAAAACUUAAUUAUUGUUAAAAUGUACAUAGAGAUUAUUUUUAAAUGUAAUUGUAUGAUGUGUGCUGGGUCAGUCUGCUCAUUAGUUCAAGUGCUGUAUCAUGUUUACAGUACAAACUUUUUGACAUCUGAGUUUGAUUUGAGCUUUUUUCCUUAAAUACACAUAUGUGGUGCAUAAUGUCUGGAUUAAAUCAGUAUUAUAGCAUAUUAAAUACACCACUCUGCUGAGCUGCACCAUCAACACUGCAGUACACUGAUUUAAUGGGACCUUUUCCUCGUUUUGAGUUUCACCUUUUUUAAAAAAAAAAAGGAAAAACAACUUCGACAACUUCCUGCCGCUGCUGUGUUCAUCCUGUGCAGUUUGAAGGAUUCUGCAGGAUGCUGUACAUCUGGAUUAUUAAACAUUUAACAGCUUUGA